AUGCUCGACACUCCCGACUACACAGACUCCGAGUCCAAUCCGACAGGCACAGCUAACAGCGUCGCCGGAGAUGUCCAGACAGAUGGCCGCAAGAAGCGAUGGGAGGGCAACAGCCUUCGCAAGAGCAUGCUUGGCAAGAAGCAUGACCGACUGGGAGAGAACAAGGAAGACGACUCCGUCCGUCGAUUUCGAUAUCUGCUAGGCUUGACAGACUUGUUCCGACAUUUCAUCGACACGAACCCCGACCCCAAGAUUCGCGACAUCAUGACCGAGAUUGAUCGUCAGGAUCAAGAAGAGAAAGACAAGGCCGCGGCAGGAAACAAGCGCAAGGGAGGCGCGUCCGGCGAUCGGCGGCGGCGGACCGAGAAAGAAGAAGACGCUGAACUUUUGCGCCAAGGAAAGCAGGAGGGCAAGGUUGAACACACCAUCUUCCGCGAGAGUCCGAGCUACAUCCAAGGUGGCGAGAUGAGAGAUUACCAGGUCGCUGGUCUCAAUUGGCUGAUCAGCUUACACGAAAACGGUAUCUCUGGUAUCCUUGCAGACGAGAUGGGUCUUGGCAAGACUCUCCAGACCAUCUCGUUCAUAGGCUACCUGAGAUUCUGGCAAGGCAUCACUGGUCCUCAUCUGGUCGCAGUGCCCAAAUCGACGCUCGACAACUGGAAGCGCGAGUUUGCCAAGUGGAUUCCAGAGAUCAAUGUUCUUGUACUGCAAGGUGCCAAGGAAGAGCGUCACGAGCUCAUUAACGACCGCCUGGUGGAUGAGAAGUUCGACGUCUGCAUCACGUCUUACGAGAUGAUCCUGCGCGAGAAAAGCCAUUUGAAGAAGUUCGCUUGGGAGUACAUCAUUAUUGAUGAAGCUCACCGUAUCAAGAACGAAGAGUCCUCCUUGGCACAGAUCAUCCGUAUCUUCAAUUCGCGAAACCGGUUGCUGAUCACCGGAACACCCCUUCAGAACAACCUGCAUGAGCUAUGGGCGCUUUUGAACUUCUUACUCCCGGACGUCUUCGGUGACUCGGAGGCUUUCGACUCGUGGUUCAACAAUCAAGACGCCGACCAAGACACCGUCGUACAACAGCUACAUCGUGUCCUCAGACCUUUCCUCCUGCGACGUGUAAAGAGCGAUGUUGAAAAAAGCUUGCUACCAAAGAAAGAGAUGAAUCUGUACGUUGGCAUGAGCGAAAUGCAGAUCAAGUGGUACAAAAGCAUCUUGGAGAAGGAUAUUGAUGCUGUCAAUGGAGCAGCGGGCAACAAGGAGAGCAAGACGCGUCUCCUCAAUAUUGUGAUGCAGCUUCGAAAGUGCUGCAAUCACCCAUACCUCUUCGACGGUGCUGAGCCAGGUCCUCCAUACACGACCGACGAGCAUCUGGUCUUCAACUCGGCCAAGAUGGUUAUGCUGGACAAGCUUCUGAACCGCAUGCAAGCGCAAGGUAGCCGAGUGCUGAUCUUUUCUCAAAUGUCUCGUGUUCUUGACAUUUUGGAGGACUACUCCGUCAUGCGCGGCUAUAAAUAUUGCCGUAUCGAUGGCUCUACUGCCCACGAGGACCGCAUUGCGGCGAUCGACGAUUACAACAAGGAGGGCUCCGAGAAAUUCCUCUUCCUGCUGACUACUCGUGCGGGUGGCCUGGGCAUCAAUUUGACAACUGCAGACAUUGUCGUUCUGUUUGAUUCGGAUUGGAACCCACAGGCAGAUCUGCAGGCCAUGGAUCGUGCUCAUCGCAUCGGUCAAACCAAGCAAGUGCACGUGUUCCGCUUCAUCACCGAGAAGGCCAUCGAAGAAAAGGUCUUGGAGCGUGCUGCACAGAAGUUGCGUCUCGAUCAACUCGUCAUCCAGCAAGGACGUGCACAACAACAAGCCAAGCAGGCCGCCUCGAAAGACGAACUUCUAGGCAUGAUCCAGCACGGUGCGGAGACGAUCUUCGAGAGCAAGGAUGGCUACGGCGCAUUCGGAAAGGGCGGCGACGACGAUCUUGAUGCGAUUCUGGCCGCUGGAGAAGAAAAGACCAAAGAGAUGAAUGCCAAGUACGAGAAGCUUGGUCUUGACGACCUUCAGAAGUUCAGCUCCGAGGCUGGAACAUACGAAUGGAACGGCGAGAGCUUCAUCAAUCGCAAGAAGGAGAUUGGCCUCAACUGGAUCAAUCCUUCGAAGCGUGAGCGUAAAGAGCAGUCUUACUCGAUGGACAAGUACUACCGCACAGCUCUUGCUACAGGUGGACCGAAGCCAGAUCCGAAGCCAAAGGUUCCACGCGCGCCAAAGCAGAUGUCUAUGCAUGACUACCAAUUCUUCUCUUCUCGGUUGGGCGACCUCCAGGAGAAGGAGACUGCCUACUUCCGCAAAGAGAACAAUCUCAAAGCUCCGUUGGCUGAUGGCGAUGAAGAGACCCUCGAUCAACGCCUUCAAGACCAAGAAUUGGAGCAGCAGAACAUCGACAAUGCAGAACCUCUCACCGAGGAAGAGAUUGCUGAGAAGGAGCAGCUUGCGACCGAAGGCUUUGGCGAAUGGAACAAGCGUGACUUCCAGCAAUUCAUCAACGGUAGCGCCAAGUAUGGACGCAACGACUACGAAGCCAUUGCACUCGAGGUUGAUAGCAAGAACCCGAAGGAGGUCAAGGAAUAUGCCAAGGUCUUCUGGAAGCGCUACAAGGAGAUCCACAACUGGGAGAAGCACAUUUCUGCCAUCAAGGAAGGUGAGCAGCGCGCUGCUCGUGUAAUCGAACAACGCGAGAUGCUCAAGAAGAAGCUGGCAAUGUAUCGCGUACCGCUGCAACAGCUGAAGCUCAACUACACCGUCAGCACCACAAACAAGAAGGUGUAUACCGAGGAAGAAGAUCGGUUCCUCCUUGUCAUGCUUAACAGAUAUGGCAUUGAUACGGAGGGCGUCUACGAGAAGAUUCGUGACGAGAUCCGUGAGAGCCCACUUUUCCGCUUUGACUGGUUCUUCUUAUCGCGGACGCCACAAGAGAUCAGCAGACGUUGCGCCACGCUCAUCACCACUGUCACGCGAGAGAUGGAGGGCACGAAUGGCAAGGAGAACAAGCGUGCAGCUGAUGACGACGAUGAGGAAGAAGAAGAGCCCGUCAAGAAGAAGGGUAGACCUUCUGGGAGUGGUUUGAAGGUGAGCCUGCAUAACAAGGCCGUCAAUGGUGUCAAGGGAACUCCUAAUGGCACAUCUCGUGCUGCUAGUGUCGAUACGACUGCGUCUGGAGGAGCGUCAAAGGGGAAGAGCAAGGGUCGCAAGAGAUAG
Pseudocercospora fijiensis CIRAD86 is the source of this 3240-nucleotide messenger RNA. RefSeq lists its product as uncharacterized. The transcript has 2 exons. Lineage: Eukaryota; Fungi; Ascomycota; Dothideomycetes; Mycosphaerellales; Mycosphaerellaceae. Gene Ontology annotation, molecular function: nucleosome binding; histone binding; ATP-dependent chromatin remodeler activity. The record is from RefSeq and is a predicted model, not a curated record. Gene Ontology annotation, cellular component: chromatin; nucleus. Gene Ontology annotation, biological process: regulation of transcription by RNA polymerase II; nucleosome organization. Bases 1 to 3240 code for a protein of 1079 amino acids.